CUGCCCUCCCCUCAGGGGGCUCGUCCCCGCUGCGGGGUGCUGCAGGGAGGGGGGGAGCCGGCGUCGUUACCGGGGUGGGGUGUGGUGGCCGCACCGGGUCGCGGCGUGCGGUCCUGAGGUGGUUUGUUAGUGUUACGGCACCGCUGUCGCUUCUCUUGGUUAAGGAGCUUGGGUUUAGGCGUCUUGCCUCCUGUUCGUGCUGGCAGUCUUGUCGCUGUGUAGCACCCGAGCAUUUGGGGAUCUUUAAAGCCCCACGUCUUUAUACGGGCAGCGCUUUGACUUCGCCGUGUAGUCUCUGAAGUCGCUGACAGGCACACACCUGUGUGUGCUGGCGAUGAGCGUUAUUAACCCGUGUAACCCCUAACGCGUCUACCUGGCGCCGCCGGACUCCCGUCAGCGCUGUCCCCCCGCUGGCUGUGUAAAUGUUUUACCACCCCGCCGCGCUCGGUUAACUUUCAACUUCUUGAAACGCGCCCCGUGCACCUACCGGAGCGUGUUUCGCUGCCGGUGUUGAGUAACGAUAAGCUCAAGUUCGUGUAAAGCAAUUUGCCUGCAGUUUUAUGUGCCUCCGUGCCCUCCCGAUCUGCCUGAUAACGCAGUCCGCCCCUCCUAGCUGAAAGCCAAGGCGAAGAGAAGAGGGGCAGGCGCAGCGUCCGCAGCCUCGGCGCUCCGAAGCGGUUCUCAAUAGGAUCUCUCUGAACAGGAGUAGCUGUUGCUGCCUUCGUCCAGCUCCAGGAACUACUCCAGCUCUAUGAUUGCUGAUCCAUGCUUGACUGCCUCAAGUGGAUCUGGCAGGAUGGCAUCUUCCAGACUCUCCAUCCUUCUAGCACUGGUGUUUUCUUCUUUUUCCUUUGUUCUUUCCCAUUCAAACAGAGUGAUGUGGUUCCAGGAUCUCUUUCCACCUAAUGUGUGCCCUAUAAAUGCAAAGGCCAACACUUUUUAUGGCAUAAUGUUUGACGCAGGAAGCACUGGAACACGGAUUCAUAUUUACACCUUUGUGCAGAAGAGCCCAGAAAACCUUCCAGAGCUGGAAGGAGAGAUCUUUGAGUCUGUGAAGCCAGGCCUUUCUGCCUAUGCUGAUCAGCCUGAAAAGGGUGCUGAAACUGUCAAAAGAUUGCUGGACAUGGCCAUAGAUGCUGUGCCUCCUCAUCUCUGGAAGAAGACCCCGGUAGUGUUAAAAGCCACAGCUGGACUGCGUUUACUGUCAGAGGAGAAGGCUCAGGCUCUACUUUUAGAGGUGAAAGAAGUCUUUGAGGAAUCACCAUUUCUUGUUCCAGAGAACAGUGUUAGCAUCAUGGAUGGUUCUUAUGAAGGAAUUUUAGCCUGGAUCACUGUGAACUUUUUGACAGGGCAGCUGUCUGGCCAGAACCAGCACACUGUUGGGACCCUGGACUUGGGAGGAGCCUCAACACAAAUCACAUUUCUGCCGCGGUUCGAGGAAACUUUGAAGGAAAGCCCUGGGGAUUUUCUUACCUCAUUUGAAAUGUUUAAUAGCACCUACAAGCUCUAUACCCACAGCUAUUUGGGUUUUGGACUAAAAGCUGCCAGACUAGCAACUCUUGGAGCUUUGAAUAUGGAAGCUGUGGACGGACAAAUGUUCCGCAGUUCUUGUUUGCCAAAGCAAUUGGAAGCGGAGUGGCACUUUGGGGGAGUGAAGUACCGGUAUGGUGGCAACAAAGAAGGAGAAACAGGAUUCAAGCCUUGCUACUUGGAAGUACUUAAGGUUGUCAAAGGGAAACUGCACCAACCAGAUGAGAUUCGUGGAAGUUCCUUCUAUGCUUUCUCCUAUUACUAUGAUCGAGCAGUCGACACCAACCUAAUUGAUUAUGAACAGGGAGGUGUUCUGGAAGUGAGAGAUUUUGAAAGAAAAGCCAAAGAAGUCUGUGAUAACAUGGAGAGGUACAGCUCAGCAAGUCCUUUCCUCUGCAUGGAUCUCACAUACAUCACUGCUUUAUUAAAGGAAGGUUUUGGAUUUAGGGACAACACACUCUUACAGUUAACAAAGAAAGUGAACAACAUAGAGACAAGCUGGACUUUGGGUGCUACCUUUCACUUACUGCAGUCUCUGGGGAUAACGUAUUGAGCUGUGACAUUCCUGUGGACUUCAGCAUUUCUGAAAGUUUGACAAAGCAAAUUGAAAUCUCCAGGUAUGUUGUUCAGCUGGAAUCAGUCACAGAGUACAGCAUGGACCAAAGCUAUACAACAGAUCUUCACCUGGGCUUGGCAUCACACAUAAUGAAAUUAUAAGUAUAAUUUAUAAUUGUGAUUGUCGUAAAUGAUCCAGAAGCUGCCUUCUGAAAGUCAAAAAGCCUAAACUCCAGCAGAGUGUCUGCAAGGGGCUCAAAGCCAGCUUUCACCAGCACAUUUGUAUAGCAUCCCAUUGCUAAAAGCACAAUAUACCUGGCACAUGGUGGUAAACUACAGACACGUGAUUUCUCCUCCUCCCUUUUAUUUUAAGGCAUACAGAAUUGAUGUUUGCUUGGGGGACAUUAAAUACAGACAUUAAAGAUGGCACCAGCAGUCAUUCAGAGAAAACUGAACAACUCUGGAUGCUUCCAGCCUCAGUGUUCCAAAUAUCCAGCUGUUAGCUUAGCUAAUACAUUGCAGGAAGACUCCAGUCUUUCAGGGGGCCUGCUAUAAGCACUCUUUAGGUAUCAUUUUCAGAAAGGUGUUGGCUGAAAAAUAGGUUGUACCAUACCACUUAUUUCUUUAGGCAGCAGGAGUUUCUUAAGCAGCACCUGUGACCUACUGUUUGUGUUCCUACCUUUGUGCUGCCUUUACAAGUCUGUGCAGCCGUACAGUACGUCCGGCAACCAGACCUGAUAACUUGGUUCAUUUACCAUCUAGUCAUAACACACCGUUGUGCUGGCACAAAACUAGGCAUCACUGCCAGGUAGUUAAACUCCACUGCCAAAAGAAAGGUUUGUCACAUUAUACCCACAACGAAAUUAAGGAUGCAUUCAGAUGAAACAUCUGAUCUAAUAACAGCACACUUUGCUAUGACCAUCUUCUAUUCAACCCAGAACAUGUAACUUGAAGAUGAAUUUACCCCAGUUUUAGGAAGAGAGAGGUAUUACCCAUGUGACUAAGGGAAGCUUAUAUUCACCCAUGUCUUGUGAUGAACACUUUGUUCCUUUCAAGCAUUUGCACUUACUCAUAUGCUACCACACACCUUUCCCAGUUCUGUGAAACACAAGACUGCCCUCACAAUACCUUCUCUGCAAACUGGAUUUGAAAAUAACUGGUAACAUCUAGCAAGGGGAGGAACUAGUGCACUCACAUCCUAACGCGCCAAGGAUGUUAAUCUUACCAAGCAGUGGAGACUUAGAACUUUGCCUUACUGUGAACAUUAGUCCUCUUCCUUGUUAGCAGUGCAAGUUUGACUACGGCUGAUUAAGUUACCCCAUUUUUGUAUCUCAGGUUUUAUGGCACUAGGAUACAAAGCAUGCUUUUGAGUGAACAAGUUUAGUCAGCAAUAGGAGUCCAGGGGGUGGGGAUGGAGCUGCCUGUACCUGUCCCACCUCUGACAACUUGCUGUAAAUUCAGGCUGUUUCUUUGAAACAUGAAGUGAACAUCCUACCUAUGCUCCUUACCAGAAUCUGUUAAGAGAUCCAUGUUGGGAAAUUCCUCAGUGCCAGACCAAACUUCUGUUCCAUCUUCACUAGGAGCUUCUGUUUUAACACGAAGAAAGUUAACUGUGGAGUCCAGCCGGGAUGCUGGCCUCUUCUCAAACACAAACCUUUCUUCUUCCCCGCCUUAAUAUUUGACAAAACUUAGUAUACAGUCUGGUCUCAACAACAAGGUGACUGAAAACAUAUUUGUUUUCUUCUGAGUGAACAUUCUUCUUCACCUUUGCAUUCUUGGAAAAUACAAAGUAGGUUGCAGUGGUUAAUAGCCAGGUGUGUUACUCCUGAAAGUUAACUCAUGUAAUAAUCCAAAAGGCUUCCAGUCUGAGCCAGUGCUACAACAAACUCUCUUACUAGAUCUUGGGGCCAUGAGGCUAUAUGCAGUGAGGCUAUAUCUUAAACAGUAUGACAUGGUGGGACAUCACAUGUAAGGCACAAGCAGCAGCGUAUCUGCCAACUGAAUAUACACGAGCCCUGAGGAGUACUUACAGGUUUGGUUUUGUCUGAAGGGAGGAUGCCUAGAACAAGAUAGGUACCACGUAGAAUAAGCUUCUUUUCUGUGUUCUUUGCCUCAAACUCUGGUACUACAAAUCCUAGGUGGGAGCAUCUGCUAGCCCGUACCAAAAUUGCAUUAAAUCUGAAUGCUCAGGGCCUUCAUUUGUCAGUGGCACAAUUCAUUAACUGAAGCUUAACUGCUGCUCUCUAUCAGGGGCUUGAUGCUGCAGUCAUAAGAGAAACAAAAACUCAGCUCAAAGGUUUCUUUUGCAAGAAACUGCAGAACUGAGCCCCUGCUGUUUACAUCUUACUAAAGGUGGGUUGAGGAUACAGAGAAGCCAGUCAAGUCCUCACACUUACCCUAGUGCAAUGAGAUUAUUUAUUAGCUUAACUGAAGACUAAGCAGCCUUUUAAGGGAAGAGUUUUGCUUGCAUCACUGAUUUUUAUCUCCUCCUUCGUAACGUCUUUUAUCCUCACUAAAAGGAACUGACUAGUAUGUGUGACUGAAGAAGCACAAGUAAUGGUUUUCAGUCAAAAACUUAUGUUGAAUUCUUUGUGGUGUUAAUUCCUGAUACUGGUUAACUGUACAUGUAAAUCGUGCCCAGUAGCAGUACUCACUCAAUGUUGUGAGUCUCAAAUGUCUAACAUAGGAGGCUGGUGUUUGGAACCUAAGACAGAAUAUCUUGAAUUUCUAUUUUAGUAAUUAAAGCAUUUUUAACAAUA
Cygnus olor (mute swan) is the source of this 4844-nucleotide messenger RNA. It is a transcript of the gene ENTPD5, whose product is annotated as ectonucleoside triphosphate diphosphohydrolase 5 (inactive). The record is from RefSeq and is a predicted model, not a curated record. Lineage: Eukaryota; Metazoa; Chordata; Aves; Anseriformes; Anatidae. The transcript has 14 exons. Gene Ontology annotation, cellular component: membrane. Gene Ontology annotation, molecular function: UDP phosphatase activity; GDP phosphatase activity. Gene Ontology annotation, biological process: nucleoside diphosphate catabolic process. The coding region runs from base 752 to 2083 and encodes 443 amino acids.